UUUAUGUGUUUACAGAGUUACUUUGUACAUAUAUCAAUGUCUAGUUUAACACUGCAGUUACACGGUUAAUAAAUCCCCUUAACCAAUUUAAAAUGAAAUAAAAAUAGUUACUUCCCAUGAUGCAAAUGUUGGAGAAUUUUAUUUUCACUUUCCCUUUGAUUGAUUCAGCGCUCUGUUUUGUUGAACCCCCAUCUGGAUGAAUUUUUCAGCAGAACGCGGAUUUUAACUGAAAUAAGUUCUCAAGUCUCAAACCAUGCUUCACUUUGCUCUGCUUGUGAAUCUCUUAAUCCUGCCCACUCACUUGUGGGCUGCAGUCACUCAAGUGAAUAGAGAGCCCACUUCAUUUCCCACAGCGUCCAAUGGCGAACCUUUUCCAUGGGACAAAAUGAGGCUUCCAGACACAGUAUCUCCCAUUCAUUACAAUCUGCGUAUCCACCCCAACCUCACAAGUUUAUACUUUACCGGUUUGGUGCAGAUCCAGAUUGAGGUCCAUCAAGACACCAAGACUAUCAUACUGCACAGCAAAGAUCUUCAGAUCUCCAAAGCGGGCCUGCUUGGUUCAAAUGGGGUUCAGGUCCUAAAGGUGCUAGAGUACCCUUACUACCAGCAGAUUGCUCUUAUAUCUGAUCAUGUGUUGCUAAAGAGAGGUAAUGUGUAUUUGGUUGAGCUUGAGUUUGCUGCCAACCUAUCUGAGAGCUUCCAUGGAUUUUACAAAAGCACAUACCGCAGUGCCAAAGGAGAUGUCAGGGUUGUGGCUUCCACACAGUUUGAGCCUACAAGUGCUCGAGCAGCCUUCCCCUGUUUUGACGAGCCUGCCUUCAAAGCCAACUUCUCGGUACAGAUUCGCAGAGAAGCCAAGCAUAUUGCCCUCUCAAACAUGCCCAAGCUGAGAACAUUAGAUCUGCCUGAUGGACUGUUUGAGGACCAGUUUGACAUGAGUGUGAGGAUGAGCACAUAUCUGGUGGCCUUCAUCGUCUCAGACUUUCUCUCUAUCAGCAAGACCAGUUUGCAUGGAGUCCAGAUUUCAGUGUAUGCUGUUCCAGAGAAGAUUGAUCAGGCAGAGUUUGCCCUGGAUGCUGCAGUUAGGCUGCUUGACUUCUAUGAUGACUACUUCGACAUUCCCUACCCUCUACCUAAACAGGAUCUUGCUGCCAUCCCAGACUUCCAGUCUGGAGCAAUGGAGAAUUGGGGUCUGACCACCUACCGAGAAUCAGGGCUACUUUUUGAUCCACAGAAGUCAUCUGCUUCUGACAAGCUGGGCAUUACUAUGGUCAUCGCUCAUGAAUUGGCACAUCAGUGGUUUGGUAACCUGGUGACUAUGCAGUGGUGGAACGAUCUGUGGCUGAAUGAAGGUUUUGCCAAGUUCAUGGAGUUUGUGUCUGUCAACAUCACCAAUCCUGAACUGCAAGUUGAGGAUUAUUUCCUGGGGAAGUGUUUUGAGGCCAUGGAGGUAGACUCUUUAAGCUCCUCUCACCCAGUGUCCACUCCAGUUGAGAAUCCUGCUGAGAUACAGGAAAUGUUUGAUGAUGUAUCCUAUGAUAAGGGGGCUUGUAUUCUGAACAUGCUGAGGGAGUUUCUGACCCCAGAGGCCUUUAAAUUGGGGAUUGUCAGAUACCUGAAACGCUACAGUUACCAGAACACAGUCAAUAGUCACCUGUGGGAAAGUCUGACCAAUGUUUGCGAGUCUGAUGGUCUGGAUGAGGGCAGACUGAAGGGUGAUGGGUCUUGCCAAAGCUCCUCUGGACACUCUGGGGCCUCUAAAUGGCACUCUGAGGAUGAGCUAGAUGUUAAGGCUAUGAUGGAGACAUGGACUUUGCAGGAGGGCUUUCCACUAAUCACAGUGGAGGUCAAAGGUCGAGAAGUCAGACUUAGUCAGGAGCGUUACCUCAAGAGUGACGAUCCCUCGCAAACUUCCAGCUUCCUGUGGCACGUUCCAUUGACCUACAUCACCAGCGACUCAACCACAGUGCACCGCUUCCUGCUUAAGACCAAAACAGAUGUGCUGUAUCUGCCAGAAGAGGUAGACUGGAUAAAGUUUAAUGUGGACAUGAGUGGAUAUUACAUCGUACAUUAUGAGGGCUCAGGCUGGGAUAAUCUCAUCACACUGCUAAAACACAAUCACACAGCACUCAGCAGCAAUGAUCGCACCAGCCUCAUCAAUAACGCCUUCCAGCUGGUCAGUGUUGGUAAGCUGCCAUUGGAUAAAGCUCUAGACCUGUCCCUGUAUCUGAGCAAGGAAACUGAGAAUAUGCCAGUGACGCAGGGCUUAAGUGAGCUUGUGCCUCUUUACAAACUGAUGGAGAAGAGAGACAUGGUGGAGCUGGAGAACCAGAUGAAGAAUUACAUCCUACAGUUGUUCAGGAAGCUCAUAGACCAGCAGAUGUGGACAGAUGAUGGCUCUGUGUCUCAAAGGAUGUUGCGGAGCUACCUCCUUCUCUUCGCCUGUGUGCGGGGUCAUCCUCCAUGUGUCAGCACCGCUACCCGGCUCUUCAACCAGUGGAGGGAGUCAGAUGGGAAUAUGAGUCUUCCCAAUGAUGUCACUAUGGCUGUGUUUUCUGUUGGUGCCCGGACUGAAGAGGGGUGGAACUUCCUGUUUGAGAAGUACAAGGAGUCCAUGUAUGUGUCAGUGAAGAGCAGGAUCAAGAUGGCACUCACGACCAGUCCUCUCGAUCACAAGUUAAAAUGGAUGAUGGAGCAGAGUCUGGUGGGAGAGGUGAUGAAGACUCAGGAUCUGCCAUAUGUUGUGACCUCAGUCAGUAAGAAUCCCAAGGCCUACAAACAUGCCUGGGACUUUUUACAAGCAAACUGGGACUCCCUUAUUAAGAAGUUUGAUCUUGGCUCACACUCAAUAUCACACAUGGUUGUAGGAGUGACCAAUCAGUAUUCCACCAGAGAAAUGCUAGCAGAGGUUCGCAGUUUCUUCAAUUCCCUGCGGUCUGACACUGGAGCAGAACUGAGAUGUAUUCAGCAGGCCAUGGAGAACAUUGAAGAGAACAUUCGCUGGAUGGACAAGAACCUUCCACUACUGAAGGCCUGGCUGCACAGGCAAUAUAACCAGCACAGAAAUGCAGAGCUGUGAAGCACUUUUA
Xyrauchen texanus (razorback sucker) is the source of this 3089-nucleotide messenger RNA. RefSeq names its product endoplasmic reticulum aminopeptidase 1b (gene erap1b). Gene Ontology annotation, molecular function: zinc ion binding; peptide binding; metalloaminopeptidase activity. Gene Ontology annotation, biological process: peptide catabolic process; proteolysis. NCBI's taxonomy places the organism in Eukaryota, Metazoa, Chordata, Actinopteri, Cypriniformes, Catostomidae. The record is from RefSeq and is a predicted model, not a curated record. Gene Ontology annotation, cellular component: cytoplasm.